Molecule: messenger RNA, 799 nt
Organism: Microcebus murinus (gray mouse lemur)
Lineage: Eukaryota; Metazoa; Chordata; Mammalia; Primates; Cheirogaleidae
Product: protein HP-20 homolog
Molecular function (GO): protein binding
Source: RefSeq, a predicted model, not a curated record
UAAAUAGUGACAGAGGUCUAAGCCUCAGACUCUGCAGAGAGGCAUUUCAGAGAGGAAUCUGGGAGAAGCUCACUCACAAAAAGGAGAAAGACUUUCAUCUUGAGAAUGGCUGGUGUCUGGUUAUUGGUCAACAUCCUUCUAAUGGGCACUACUGUCCUUGAGAAAGGAGUAUGCGCUGAACUUCAAAGACCCCGUGGACCUCCUGGAUUCCAAGGACCUCCCGGACCCCAAGGACCUCAAGGGCUUCCUGGUUUUCCAGGGCUUGCUGGUUUUCCAGGGCUUCCUGGUCCUCCUGGUGCACCAGGAAGUCCAGGAGAAAUUAUACAAUGUCCGUGCAACAGACAGUCAGCCUUCACUGUGAAGCUCAGUGGCAAGCUUCCUUCACCUGCUAAGCCUGUCACCUUCACGGAGGUGCUGUACAAUGCCCAGAACGACCUGAAGGAAGAUACCGGGGUGUUCACCUGCAGGGUACCAGGAAUUUACCAUUUUCACAUUGACGUAGAGCUUCAACACUGCAAGAUGACAAUUUGGCUGAUGAAGAACCAAACCCCAGUCUUAGAAAAGCGUCAGUUGUCCACGAAGGAGUACAGAAAUCUCUCUGGCACUUUGACCCUGCCGCUGAACGCAGGUGAGAAGGUAUGGCUAGAAGCAGAAGUGGAAACCGAGGAGCCUAGCCAAGCCAGAACCACAAUCUAUUUCUCAGGUUUCCUGGCUUAGUGUUGGUCUGCAUGGAAGAAAGAUAAGCCCCUUAUGAUCCUGCUGCCUAGAACAAACACACAAAUAAAUAUUAUGCACCAUA